GUAUUGAUUAUACAAGUAAAAUGAUUUUUUCUCUACAUUAUAAGUACAUACAUACUUUGAUUAAUAAUAUCAAUUUCUUUUUGUACUAAUAAAUUUGAUUUGAUAUUAAUCAGAUUUCUUCUCUAUAACCGAUUUAAUUAUUCAAUUAUAUAAUUUAGUAAUAUGGAUCUUUUAGCUGUCAUUGGCCUAAUAACUGUAAUUUAUAGUCUUGUUUACAUUAUUUGCCCUUGGUUCCUUGAUUGUGACUUACAUCUUGCUAUCUAUGAAAAAUUUGGCAAACCUACAAGUACUUUAAGAAAUAAAGUAGUAUGGAUAACAGGAGCAUCAAGUGGAAUUGGAGAACAUCUUGCAUAUGUUUUGGCAGAGGCUGGGUGCAAAUUAAUUUUGUCAGCACGCAGGGAAGCUGAAUUGGAAAAAGUAAAAGUUAAUUGCUUGAAAAAAAAUACAAAUUUAAAAAGUUCAGACAUUGAAGUGCUAGUUCUAAAUAUUUGUGAUGUAAAUGGUCAUGAGUCAGCAUUUAAUAAUAUCAUUGCUAAAUUUGGCAAAUUGGAUGUACUUGUAAAUAAUGCAGGACGAUCACAACGAGCAGUAUGGGAGAAUAUUGAAAUAUCCGUUGACAAAGAAAUGUUUGACUUGAAUGUAUUUUCACCAAUAGCUUUAUCUAGAUUAGUAGCAAAAUAUUUUUUCAAAGUAGGUGCAGGUCAUUUUGUAUUCACUUCGAGCAUUGCUGGUGUUACGGCAUCACCAUUUUCUGCUACAUAUUGUGCAAAUAAAUUUGCAUUACAUGGUUAUUGUAAAACUUUUGCUUUAGAAAAAACUCAUGAAAAUAUACCAAUUACAAUUGUAUGUCCAGGGCCAGUAUAUACUAAUUUUUUGAUAGAAGCAUUCACUGAUAAAAGUGGUGAAAAAUAUGGAGAAAAUGUGAAAGAAAAUUCGGCAAAUAAAGUGAGUGUAGAACGUUGUGCUACACUGAUGGGAAUUGCAAUAGCAAACAAGCUUUCUGAAGUGUGGAUUUGCAAACCACAUAUACUACAGCUGGUGUAUCUUGGAGUUUAUUACCCAAAUAUUGGAUUAUGGAUAAUGAAGUAUCUGGGAUCAAAAUUUAUGCAUCGUUUGCGAGAUGAUAAAACAGAUAUUAAAACAAGUACAAAAGAAACACAAUGAAUAUAUAUUUUUUCUUACACUUAAAUAUAUAUUA
Molecule: messenger RNA, 1198 nt
Organism: Bombus pascuorum
Lineage: Eukaryota; Metazoa; Arthropoda; Insecta; Hymenoptera; Apidae
Product: dehydrogenase/reductase SDR family member 7
Exons: 8
Coding region: 163-1164 (333 amino acids)
Source: RefSeq, a predicted model, not a curated record